This is a messenger RNA of Glycine soja, 1214 nucleotides long. RefSeq lists its product as uncharacterized. The record is from RefSeq and is a predicted model, not a curated record. The transcript has 2 exons. Lineage: Eukaryota; Viridiplantae; Streptophyta; Magnoliopsida; Fabales; Fabaceae. Bases 26 to 916 code for a protein of 296 amino acids.
UUCAAUUGCACCAAAGCAACAAAAAAUGAAUGAAAGAGGAAAGAAGAAGAAGCAUGUUAGGGAACCACCUUCAGUUCCUUUCAUAUGGGAAGUAAAGCCAGGCAUUCCUAAGAAAGAUUGGAAGCCAGAGGCAGAGAUCCCUAUAACCCCACUCAAACUAAUUGCCUCAGUUCCCUUUGUUUGGGAAGAAAAGCCAGGAAAACCCCUUCCCAAUUUCUCAGUGGACCACCCAGUGCCUUCAAAGCCAUUACUUAUUCAUGUAGCAUCUUCUUCAGGAUUUUCUGUUGCAUGCAACUUUGGCCAUGAUGACAAAGAGAAAGGAAGCUUAAGCUUAAGCAGCAGUGACAAUGAAAGCAUAACUACCUUAGACCUUGAAGCAUUUAGCUUUGAUGAAGAUGAGUCUUUUAUUAGUUCAGUUCCCUCAUUGCUUGCAAAUUGUCUUGUACCAUCAGCAAAAGUUUCCACUGCCAUUCCACUGAGGGAAACCACCCCAUCCUCACCAACCUCCUCAGAGACAGACAGUGGCACAAGCAGCUAUGCAACAGGCUUAUCAAGUCCAAUUGGUGCUACUUUCCUUGAGUGUCUAUUUCCUUUGUAUCCACCUAAGUCUUGCUUCCUUGAAAGUGAUGAGAAUUUGGAAAAAGUAACUUCAAGUGCACAAGAACUAAGAAAGAAAGAGCUUGAUCUUGAAGAUUGUGCCGGUGACUCGGUAAGGAGGCCACCAACACUUGGAGAGCUGAUUAUGAUGAGCCGAAGAAGAAGCUGCAGAAGGAAAGCAGUACAAAUGAAAAAAUGGGAUCCACCAAAGAAAAUCACAAGAAAGCAAGCUUUUGGAUGCUUCUCCGUUGUAACUGACAACAAUAUGAUUGAAGGGCUGCUAAAGAGAAAGUAUUUUCCCAGACUGAAACUGGUAUAGACUUGACAGGAUCAAUGAUACAGAAGAGAAGUACCAAAACUGCUCUAGAACUAAAUUCCUAUCAGGCUAUGGAUUAUAAACCAACCUCUCUUGAUUUAGUUUGUCGAGUCUGUUGCAAUUUACGGGUUUCAUUUGUUAAGAAUUUCGAAAGUGGAUUGUCAAAGAAUAUAUCUUCAUCAGUCAUUUCCAUAAGAUAGCUCAUACUCCUCAUAGCAGAACUUCUACUUACCACUAUGUACGUGUACAUUGUUCUUCCUUGGACAAGAAAGUAUUACUUUUUUCUUCAGUUAUUCUCAAA